Molecule: messenger RNA, 951 nt
Organism: Impatiens glandulifera
Lineage: Eukaryota; Viridiplantae; Streptophyta; Magnoliopsida; Ericales; Balsaminaceae
Product: probable inactive histone-lysine N-methyltransferase SUVR1
Exons: 4
Coding region: 113-802 (229 amino acids)
Source: RefSeq, a predicted model, not a curated record
AUCCCGUCGUCUGCUGCGCCCUAAUUGCAAGGACGAAAGAUCUCCUCACGACACUGCCAAGACAAAGUAGAAACUCGACUGUGUGUGUGUGUGUUUGUCUGUCUGUUCAACAAUGGCGCCGCCAAGAGGAAGGAAUCGCAAGCCGCGUAACACUCGGAUGGAUGCUGCGAUUGACGCACUGCUGCCAAUGGGUUUCCCAAGAGCUAUCGUACGAAAAAGGGUUAACCAUCUUCUGUCCGUUUAUGGCGGAGAUGAGUCGUGGAAGUUUAUAGAAGAGGAUGCAUACAAGGUCCUGAUUGACUCCUUCCUUGAUGAACAAGAGGAGUCGAUGUCUAUACAAUGCAUCGAAGAUAAAAAGGAUGAUGACACAUCGAUUAGAGAAGGAGAAAUUGUCCCCUGUUUGGAGAAUGAAGCUCAUCUAGAAGUGGCUGUCCCCCUUCGUAGAAGCUAUGAGCUGUCAAGGAGCGAUGAUGAGAGUGAUGAUGACGAGAUGCUCCAUUUUGACCCUGCUACAAGUCCAUCUCACAUUCUAUUCGCAGAACCGGAGGAGGGGAAUGCAUGUGUCUUCCAUGGUCUUGACAACAAAAACAUUGAAAUGUUGCCACUUCCAGAGAACAUCAGCAGCCAAGCAAGUAAAGGAAAGAGUCUAAUUCAGUUGAACAAUAACUGUUCUGGAAGUGGAAUAGGAAGGAGUGACAACAUUAAGCAAGAAGUGAGUCCGCCCCAUAUGAACAACAACAUCAGAAGAGAAAAAAGGCAGUUGGUGCGGCUGACAAGUGAUCCUUACCAUUCACAUAUAUGAUCAACCGACCCUUUGAAAGGUUAUGUGUUUCAGUGCUGAUUCUAUAUACACAAGUAGUUAACAACUUUAAGGACUGGAGUGACUGAAGAUAUAUAAUUAGUGGUGUGUCAUAAACUUCCAUCAUUUUGAAUGUAGAACUAUUCUGGUUU